Messenger RNA from Rotaria sp. Silwood2, 981 nucleotides. NCBI's taxonomy places the organism in Eukaryota, Metazoa, Rotifera, Eurotatoria, Philodinida, Philodinidae. The record is from the annotation of a GenBank genome assembly.
AUGAUGAAAAUUGCACUGAGUUUGUUAUUAUUUUGUCUUUGUAACCAUUUGGGGCGAUGUUUACAACCUUAUUUUCCGUCUCAAAUUGUAUUUUCACCUGAUGAUGGUAAAACAACAAUUGCAAUUGAUGAAAUAAAUCAACGAGCUUAUUUAACAUAUCCUGUGAAUUCUCUGAUGAAAGUUAGUGCUUACAUUAUGCAAAACUUUCCAUAUGCAGUGCCCGAUUCGCCACAAUCAAAACAUUAUGUUUUCUUAGCCACAACUUCCCUAAUAAAUUUGUGUUCAUAUGAAACAUAUUGGAAAUAUGGUGCAUAUAGACUCAAUCAAUUUCCAUUACAUUGGGGUAAUGAUAGUUCAUAUAAAAUACGAAAUUAUGUGAGUUUUAAUUCUGAAAUGAUCCAUUCAAACAAUUCUUCUGAAGAUGAAGAUUAUUGGUAUUCAAAUGCAACAUGUUCCACAGAUAGUGGAGAUAAAUAUCCAUGUCAAGAAAUAUAUUUUAAGAAAAAUACGGAUCUUCCACUUCGAUUGGUUGAAGUUCAACGUUCACCAUUCUCAGCUAAGCGUGUAAUAACAAAUUUUACAAUUAUAUCAAUAGGAAAACCAGAUGACAAAUAUUUUGAUUCAAUACCAAAAGAUUGGUAUGUCGGUUGUCGAGAUUUUGAUCUCGGAGUUUUAUAUGAUCCAACAUUAAUAAGACUAAGCGUACAACAAAGUGCAAAAGUCCAAGUUUGGCUUUCUGCUCCUCCACAUGAAAUUAAUGGAAAUGAUACUGUUACUAUUCAAUGGAAAACAUAUGAAUGCACUGAUUGUUUUACAUGGACGCUAAAACAAAUUUCUUUUAAUAGCAAAAAUUUUCAAAAAAGACAAACAUUAACAAUAACGCGUCUUAGAAUUUCAGAACAAUCAAUUUUUAUUCCCAUUUUGAAGGGUGGAGCGUUUGAUAUGAUUGAAGCUGCGACUUAUUCCUUAUCUAUUCGAUAA